ACUUUCCUGCUUUAUCUCACCGUUGUGGUUGUUGAUCCUUCCUUUCAUCAUCCAUCAUCUACCUACUCGAGUAUACCGAACUUCCCCUCCUUAUCUACUCCUACUACCCCUCCAACAGCCAACAUGCCUGCCUUCCUCAAGAACAUCAAGAACAAGCUCAAGGCUAUCUUCAAGAAGAAGAAGACUGCCGAGGAGAACCCCGAAGGUGCUGCUGCUCCUGCUGAGAACACUUCUGCCGCCGACAAGCCCGCUGAGCAGGCUCAGACCGAAGGUGUUUCCGCCGCUCCCCCGACCCUCGAGGUGACGGAGUCCCCGGCUGGCGAGGCAAAGCCUGAGACGGAAGCUCAUGCGGAAGCCGCUGCCGGUGCAUCUGAUGCCGCUGCUAAGCCCGCCGAGACUGUUGGAGACGCAGCUGACAAAGAAACCAAAUAAUUGCCCUUAGGCUUCAGCUGAUGCAGCUCUCAUUGCGUGCAUCAUCCACUCCUUCGCCCGUGGCAUCAUUUUCCUACCCUUUGCAUCAUCUUCUCAUACCCCAGCAUAGACUGCGCUGAUUUCAUUCUGUUGUUGCUCUUCUCUUGUUGAUAUCCACCUUUUUCAUAUACCCUGUACUGCUUUCAAUAGCCAUGCGUAUUCGCAUAGUCUAAUAAUUCAGUCUGUCCGCGUCAAGCAAGUAUCUCAGCUCACUCGCAGUGUAUUUCGUAAAAACUAGAAAAAUCUGAUCAAUCAAAUCGAUGAUUCGAUAUCAACGUGGGUAUCAUAAGCCGAAACUGAGCUAGAAGAACAUAC
Molecule: messenger RNA, 786 nt
Organism: Aspergillus vadensis CBS 113365
Lineage: Eukaryota; Fungi; Ascomycota; Eurotiomycetes; Eurotiales; Aspergillaceae
Exons: 4
Coding region: 124-432 (102 amino acids)
Source: RefSeq, a predicted model, not a curated record